Messenger RNA from Rhagoletis pomonella (apple maggot), 2773 nucleotides. RefSeq lists its product as uncharacterized. Lineage: Eukaryota; Metazoa; Arthropoda; Insecta; Diptera; Tephritidae. Bases 11 to 2605 code for a protein of 864 amino acids. The record is from RefSeq and is a predicted model, not a curated record. The transcript is spliced from 3 exons.
AUAUUGGACAAUGGAUUACCAAUUUCUGUGUGUGCUGCAAAUUUUUGCGAUAGUUUUGGUGGUGAAUUUUAAUGCCGCCGAAGCCAUUGUAGGGCGAGAUGUUGUGCUGACACCAAAACGGGGUCUACAAUUGAGUGGAAAGAGCAUAUUUUAUGAAGAAGAUGCGAGUGCAACAACAACAACAACAGCUACACACAAUCAGACGCUCCUGCGGCCAUGGGAGCGUACAUUGAAACACGUAACAUUCGUUACACUUUUUACGAAUGCCGCAGCUACCGGGAAUGUCAGCCAGCAAAAAGCUUACAGCGACUUCCUCUACUCCCCCUACAUCCCACAACGCGUCGAAUCUGAUACGCGCUUUGGUGACAUUGUCACACUAGCAAACGGGCGCCUAGAGGAAACAGGCAACAAUUCGUUUCGCUUUAUAGAGGGCUUAUGCGGUUAUGACUGCGAUGCUGAGCGAGUAUGGGCUUUGUGGCAAGUACAGAAGAUACGACACCGCGAUGCGAAUCGCAAAUUUCGCUAUGAAAUGAAAUUCAGUGUGAGCCCGCUGCGCGCAGAGAGUGCAGGCAACAUCAAAAGAAAGGCAGAAUUAGAUAGCAACAAUAGCAAGCGAAGCGUUUUGCAAACAUACAUACAACGUGACGACGAUUAUCCGCAGACAUUCGGCAAAAUCGCCUACAACGAUGAGGCGCGCUUUGCUGACCGCCGUUUGGAUGACUACACGGCGCGAAACUUGAGGCAGCCGCCAAUGAAUCAAUACCGGCAGGCGACGCCUAUGCCUCAGCCGACCUUUAUACACGGCAUCUUUCAGCCGCCGCCACGUUUUCCACCGCUGCCAGAGAAAUUGAACAUCGGUAAGUAUAUCAAGGACUAUCCAGCUAAGGCUACGCCAAAGAUCGAACUCUUUCCGAAUAUACUCAAUGCGGUGAGUCGAAAUUAUUACCCCACGCCCACCACUUACCGACCGAGUUAUCAAUCGAAGUUUCCACGCCCGGAGUUGUAUACACCCAUCCAACACCAGGAGCCGCUGAAAUUCCCACAGAACUCACAGGAAAACGGCGUAGAUGUGGGCGGUGGAGUUAGCAAACUAUCGACACCUGUGGUGACGCAUCAUUUCCAUCAUCAUUUCUAUAUGCCAAGCACUACAAGCAACGAAAACGGACUUGGCAGCGCUGAGCAGCCCAUCAUUAAGCCGACGAAUCCAUAUAAAGGUGUAACGGUCGAAGCCACCUCCCCCAACUACAUAAAUAACUACUACAAGGAACGUGUGAAAAUGAGCAUCCCAGUGGGCACGCUGCAGUCCCAAAAGCCCAUAAAUUUCCCUAAUUCCGAGAUGGAAGUGCAUAGAGAACAAGUGGUGCAAGUGACGCCGGUGCCGCCACUAAGGCGUCCACAAAUUUACCAAAUGUAUCAGAUACCAAUUGAUGCUAAAGUGCCGCUACUCAUUUACCCAGCGCCUGUGGUGGAAGAGCAACCCACGCUGCAGCGCAGUAAACCCUUCAUACAGAGCGAGCCGAUGGAUGAUGAGCCCAUACGCUAUUCCGAACCUGAUCCACUCUACCUGAAUCUCGCGCACAACCCACCACUCGACGGACAAUCUUACGAACUAGGCGCGUCACAACUGGAAGCCCCGAAAAUUAACCACUUUGAGGAUUACGCUAAUAUCCGUAUCAGCACUGUUUCGAGCAGAAAAAAUGCCAAGCCAGAUUCGAUAGCUGCGCAAUUACCGCCACCUGAUAAUGACCAGGAUGUGAGUAUACCCUACGAGGAUGAAACCCAGGAGGAUAGUAAACCCAAGCAUGACCUCGAACAGAAGCCAAGCCACAAGGAUGUGCAGAUCUCGAUUAAACAGAAAACAAACCUUACCGCAAGCACUAAAGCGGCAAGGGAAAGCACGAGUGAAAGCCUUUUAGAAACCGCUGCCAACGCAACAGCGGCACCAACAACAACCACAACCGUGGCCACCACAACAGAACUAUUUACAACCAGCAGUCAACUGGAAACAAUAAAGACCUCCUCGUCCACCGUCCAAACUAACACUUUACCCACUACGAAUUCGCUGCUCUCAGCCACAACUGCUGUGCCGUCAACGACUUCCAUCGACGCUGCCACCGUGUUCACCAAACAGAGUACAUCGAACUUCAUUUCCACCUCCACAUCUGAGACACCUUCGCUACGCGCGAUUAGCCGUUAUCGCUUAAAGCAUGCGCGUGCCUCCACAACCACUACCGAGCAGCCGGUGCUGAAAUGGAAGCCAAGGCGCAAACAUUCUUUUAACAACAAGCCUACGUCAAGUACAAGCGCGAAGCCAAAUACCGAGGCGGAAGAGACAACUCAAACGGCAACAGUUAAAAAAGAACAACGACUGGAGACGAAAGAUGUCCGUUAUCAAAGACAAGAAAAGCAGUUGCCUGCAAUCGCGAACUCAACCAAAACUGGCAAUGACACCUUGCUCUCAACGAAAAGUAAUGAGGUUUUCGAAGUGCUCACACAAAAAUCGGUUAGCAAAUCGGUGAGCAUCAAGAUUGGUGAUAAUGGUGAGGAGAUUCCUGUCAUAAUUGACGACAGUGACUAUGGCGAAAACGAAGUGAAAACGGAUUAAUCGCUAUACAUUUUUUUGCACUGCUAUGGGCUUUAGAAUACCAAAAAAUUGUUAUUUUGUUAUUGUAAAUAAAAUUGAAAAACAUAGUUUGUAAGUUUUUUGUGAGUGUACAUUAUUAUAGAAGGAUAAAUUGUAUUUUUUAAUCGAAUAACAAGCUAAAAAAGUUGU